AAAAAAAAGAUUGAAAAAAACAUCGAUCGAACCCCACAAACAAACAGACAGAAAACCGAAAAAUGCUGCGACUGAAUCUCCUCCGACUCUGCGCCGUCGCGCGAUCCCCUUCGCAUUUCUCCGCCCUUCCACCUAUUCAGGCAAAGUUUAGGCCGGCGAUGGCGUUUUCCUCUUAUAUGACGUCGUCUCACUCCUCCGCCGGCAACAAUCUCCUCUUCCGGCAGCUCUUCGAGAAGGAAUCCUCCACCUACACUUACUUGCUCGCCAACAUUUCUCACCCCGAUAAACCCGCUCUGUUGAUAGACCCAGUUGACAAGACAGUGGAGAGGGACCUUUCUCUUGUUAAAGACUUAGGGCUGAAGCUAAUAUAUGCUAUGAACACUCAUGUUCAUGCUGACCAUGUAACAGGCACCGGCUUGAUAAAGAGUAAGGUUCCUGGUGUGCAGUCUGUCAUUUCAAAGGCCAGCAAAUCAAAGGCAGAUCUUCUAAUUGAAGCUGGUGAUAAGAUUUAUUUUGGUGAUUUGUUUUUGGAGGUUCGAGGUACUCCAGGCCACACAUUGGGUUGUGUUACCUAUGUUACAGGAGAUGGUCCCAAACAGCCCCAACAAAGAAUGGCUUUCACAGGGGAUGCCUUGUUAAUACGUGGAUGUGGAAGAACUGAUUUUCAGGGUGGUAGUUCACAUGAACUCUACAAGUCAGUGCAUUCACAGAUUUUUACAUUGCCCAAGGAUACAUUGAUUUAUCCUGCUCACGAUUACAAAGGAUUCACUGUUAGCACCGUAGGGGAAGAGAUGCUCUAUAAUCCUCGGCUCACAAAAGAUGAGGAGACGUUUAAAAACAUCAUGGAAAAUCUGAACCUUCCCUAUCCGAAGAUGAUUGAUGUAGCUGUCCCUGCGAAUAUGGUCUGCGGUUUGCAGGACUUGUUGGCAAAGCAAGUUGAGGCUGUGUCAAACUAGAUACAAUCAGUUUCACUCAGCUAUGAAGAUAUCUUGUUUUCAUCAAAAUGCGGUUGAUUUCAUCCUUGAUCUACCUGUUCUUUAGAAUUUGGACACUUUUGGAUCCAUUCUUGAGAAGCAUCGAAUCUUAAGACCAGGAGCACCGUCUCAUGUUCCGGCAAAAGAAAGGACGUAAAACAGCAAUGUCAUGUACAAUAAAUAAUCCCGUUUUUUUGAACGGAAUUUACGCUCUUAGUUUUGGAGGCCUCUAUGAAGUGAAUUUGUAUGUUUUCCACCCUUCCCGUAAUUAUUAACAUUUUUCUUAUCUUAUUAAAUAAGGGGAAGAACUGGGUGGCAGACAUACCUUUAUAAUUAAAUCAAAGCAUUCUUCUUAUUCUUCUUCAAAUACAUUAUUAAUUAUUAAUUUUUUUUUUAUACCCACCCGCGCCUUCCAAAACCCAUUCCUCACCGACUCUGUUUCAUACCGUUUGGCCUCGGCAAAUGCAUUAUUAUUACGGGGUCGUGUGACUUUAAGCCAUCAAUUACUGACGUUCAUAGACUUUUCCAUCUCAAACUUUA
Molecule: messenger RNA, 1514 nt
Organism: Morus notabilis
Lineage: Eukaryota; Viridiplantae; Streptophyta; Magnoliopsida; Rosales; Moraceae
Product: persulfide dioxygenase ETHE1 homolog, mitochondrial
Exons: 10
Coding region: 63-956 (297 amino acids)
Biological process (GO): glutathione metabolic process; hydrogen sulfide metabolic process
Molecular function (GO): sulfur dioxygenase activity
Source: RefSeq, a predicted model, not a curated record